AUGCAGACCGCUGUUGGCGGCUCCCGCUCGCACUCCCGCUGGCCCGCGAGAGGAAUGCAGGGAAUGAAGUCCAUCAUCCUCGCCUGUACGCUCGCCGUCGCCAGCGCCUCUGCCGUGACGCCUGUGCAGGAGGUAUUGAACAUGCUCAGCGAAAUGAAGACCAAGGGCGAAAAGAUGAUGGCCGACGAGCAGAAGAUCUUCGCCGAGUACCAGGAGUGGGUCGACGACAAGCAGAAGGAGCUGAAUUUCGAGAUCGAGACGGGCGAGGCCACCAUCGAGAAGUUGACUGCGUUCAUCGAGGCCGCGGAGAACAAGAUCGCGGUGCUAGCCAAGAAGAUCGCGGAGGACGAGGCAAACAUCGCCGCCCUCGAGGACGAGAAGGCCGCGGCCACCCAGAUGCGCGAUGCGCAGCACGCCGAGUUCCUGAAGGUGGAGCAGGACCACUCUGAGUCUGUGGACGCGCUGGAGCGGGCCAUCCAGGUGCUCGGCGCGCAGGGCUACUCUCGGGCUCAGGCUGAGUCGCUGCUGCAGACGAUGGCGAAGCAGAGGCCGGGGCUGCGCGUGGCGCUGGCUGCUUUCUUGCAGGAGCGGGCGUCGGAGGACGGCGCGCCCGAGGUGUCCGCGUACGAGUUCCAGUCGAGCAGCAUCAUGGACCUCCUGGAGAAGCUGCUGGACAAGUUCAAGGCCCAGCUGGACGAGGUGCAGACGGACGAGAACAACAGGCAGCACGCGUUCAACCUGCAGGAGGAGCACCUGUCCAACUCGAUCAAGCAGCUCAGCGCGGAGCGCGAACGGAAGGCCGAGGAUAAGGCCGACACCGAGGCGGCCUCCGCGACGGCGCAGGGCAAGCUGGCGCAGGCCAAGUCGGACUUGUCGGACGACAAGACGUUCUUGGCGCACGUCACCGCGACCUACGAGGAGAAGCACUCGCAGUACGACGUGAACCAGGGUGUGCGCAAGCAGGAGCUGGAGGCUCUUGCGAAGGCCAUCGAAAUCAUCGCCAACCCGGAUGUGGCAGGCAGCUACGGGGAGCACAUCAACGCAGAGCUCGCGCAGGUCUCUCCCCACAAGGCGGCCAACUUCCUCCAGACCGGCGGCACCCGGACCGGGCGCGCCGCCGCGCGCCAGCAGGCCACAGAGUUCUUGCAGAGGCGCGCCGCGGCACUGAACUCGAACACGCUCGCCGAGCUCGCCAGGGUGAUGGGCAGCUCCUCCGAGAACCCUUUCGCGAAGGUGAUCACGAUGGUCGAAGACCUGCUCGAGAAGCUGAAGGCCCAGGCCGCGGCCGAGGCUGAGCACAAGGCGUGGUGCGACGAGCAGCUCAAGGAGAACAAGCACAAGCGUGACGCGAAGACCGCGGCCGUAGAGAAGCUCACGGCCGAGAUCGCGAAGCUGACGGGCGAGAUCGCCGACAUGGGCGCGCGGAUCGAUGUGCUGAUCCAGGAGCAGGCCGACCUGACCAAGGCAAUGUCCGAAGCCACCGAGAUCCGGCAGAAGGAAAAGGCCGAGAAUUUGGACACCAUCGCGGAUGCCAAGGCGGGUUCCGCCGCCGUGGCGAGCGCGUUGAGCAUUCUGCAGGAGUUCUACUCUUCGCAGGCGUCUUUCCUGCAGAGGGGCAAGCAGGUGCCCGAGAUGGCGGCGUACAAGGGCAUGUCCGGCGGUGGUGUAAUCGGGAUGCUUGAGGUCAUCCAGACCGACUUCAUGCGCCUGGAGGCUGACACGACGGCGGCCGAGGCGCAGGCAGCGAAGGAGUACGCCGCGUUCAUGGCCGAAUCCGAGGCCACCAAGAAGAAGAAACACGAGGAGGAGGUGCAGACGAAGCUCGACAUGGACCAGGCCGAGUUCGACAAGGGCGAGCUGGAGAAGGACUUGGCCGCUGAGCAGGCCCAGCUGGACGCGGCCAACCAGUACUACGCGGAGCUCAAGCCGCAGUGUCUCCAGGUGCCUGUCAGCUACGAGGAGCGCGUGCAGAAGCGCGAGGAAGAGCUAGCUGCGCUCAACGAGGCGUACGACAUCCUCAGCCAGAAGUCGGUGGUGCGGACCGCGUGA
Prorocentrum cordatum is the source of this 2049-nucleotide messenger RNA. The record is from the annotation of a GenBank genome assembly. NCBI's taxonomy places the organism in Eukaryota, Dinophyceae, Prorocentrales, Prorocentraceae.